Messenger RNA from Aspergillus candidus, 4360 nucleotides. Its product is annotated as putative cation chloride cotransporter. Lineage: Eukaryota; Fungi; Ascomycota; Eurotiomycetes; Eurotiales; Aspergillaceae. The record is from RefSeq and is a predicted model, not a curated record. Bases 362 to 4168 code for a protein of 1268 amino acids. Gene Ontology annotation, cellular component: membrane. The transcript is spliced from 3 exons. Gene Ontology annotation, biological process: chloride transmembrane transport; potassium ion homeostasis; potassium ion import across plasma membrane. Gene Ontology annotation, molecular function: potassium:chloride symporter activity.
CGAAAACAACCGCUGAAUGAAGCGUGCCGAGAAGAAGCUGAAAGGAGCGAGAGAGAUUCAGCUGGAGGCAUUUUGCACUGUUUGACUCUCCACACGUGCCCGGGUGAGUAAGUGAGGUCAUCGGCGCGUCGAUCGCACCGCGUUUCAUUUCCCUGGUGGAUUGAUUGAAUCGGGAUCGAUUAUCUCGACCCCAUGUCAUGAUUAGGUCGCUAUCCACUUCUAUCCUCCGACAGUUAUUUUCCUGGUCGUUUACCGCUCAGCAAAUCCAUGUUUAUUCCGCCUAUACCUGCGACAGGUUGUGUGAAGUCGGUUCGGGUCCUCUGAGAGAAGAUCUCGGUCCAUUCUUCAAUCGUCCUUUUCGAUGAUGGGGAUCCAUGAUGAGAGUGGCUCACAGUCCGUGUCUCGGAAACGACCGAAUUUUUCGACGCGGGCGGCCGCAGAGGAUGAGUCCCGACUGGCUCCCAGCGACUCCGCGCAUGCCUCCCCCGAGGAGAACUUUCGGUUCCCCAACUGGAGGACGGCUUUCGCUCGACCAUACGAACCGGUGGGUUCAUCUCGCCAUCCGGCGGGUCACCGUCAUUCGCUUCCGUCAAAUUUUUGGGGGCAGGUUUCACGAUGGUGGGAUUGGUCGACCAGCGACAGGGGAUCCAACGAGACGAGUGAUAGGGAUAGAGUUCGUGCAAACGGACCGCCAGGGCCGCUCCGAGAUGCCAGCGUGAACCCAAAGGAGCGAAACGACCAGCGAGGCCGCGGUUCGGAUGGUGUGGACAAGCUGGGGACUUUCUCUGGCGUGUUCGUCCCCACGACCCUGAAUGUCCUGAGCAUUCUGAUGUUCUUGCGGUUCGGCUUUGUUUUGGGACAGGCAGGCGUCCUGGGAAUCUUGGGCUUGCUCAUCAUCUCGUAUACGAUCAAUUUGGUGACCACCAUGUCCCUGUCGGCGAUCGCGACCAACGGAACGGUUCGAGGAGGUGGUGCCUACUACCUGAUUUCUCGGUCAUUAGGGCCGGAGUUCGGGGGCUCGAUUGGCAUCGUAUUCUACCUGGGUUACGUGCUGAACACCGGCAUGAACGCUGUCGGUCUUGUGGAUUGCUUCACGCAGAACUUUGGAACCGAAUCCGGUACAUGGGCCAACUUCCUCCAGGAAGGCUUUCUCUGGCAGUACCUCUGGAGUACCAUUGUCCUGGUCCUGUGCACGGGGAUUUGCUUGGCCGGUAGCUCCAUGUUUUCACGGGCCAGCAAUGGACUGUUGAUUGUCCUGUUGGUGGCGACACUGAGCAUCCCGGUGUCCGCCAUCUUCAUGCAGCCUUUUAGCAUCCCGAAGCUUGGGGUCCAUUUUACGGGGAUACGCCUACGAACAUUGGUGGAUAACCUCAAGCCGAGGCUCACCAAGGGGGCGGCGGGAAGCCAACGAGAGGGGAGAGAAAACUUCCAGGACCUCUUUGGGAUUUUGUUCCCCGCUACCGGGGGUAUCUUCGCUGGAGCCAGUAUGUCUGGUGAUUUGAAGAACCCUAGCAAAUCAAUACCCAAGGGGACGCUUUCGGGGCUAGCCCUUACAUUUAUCAUGUAUACCAUUGUAAUCCUUGCAAUGGCUGCGUCGAUUACGCGGGAGUCAUUUUAUAAAAAUGCGAAUAUUGUGCAAGUGGCCAAUCUUUCUGGGGUGCUCAUCCUGCUGGGGGAGUUCGCGACCUCCUUUUUCUCCUCCCUGAUGGGUGUCAUUGGCUCCGCGAAGUUGCUGCAAGCCAUCGCACGAGACAGCUUGCUCCCUGGCCUAAAGGUCUUCGGCAAAGGGACGGAGAAGCAUGAUGAGCCCGUAUACGCGAUCAUCGUCACGUUCGUGGUGGCCCAGCUCACGAUGCUUUUUGACAUCAAUCAAAUUGCAUCCUUUGUUACCAUGACGUAUCUGAUGACUUUCUUGGUAACUAACCUCGCCUGCUUUCUCCUGAAGGUCGGAUCUGCCCCCAAUUUCAGACCGUCUUUCCACUACUUCAAAUGGCAGGGUGCAGCGGCUGGCACGCUGGUGUGUGGGGCGAGCAUGUUCUUCGUGGACGGCGUGUAUGCCACCGGCUGUGUGGGAAUUUUGAUAGUGCUUUUCCUUCUGAUUCACUAUACCUCGCCCCCCAAGCCAUGGGGUGAUGUCAGCCAGAGUUUGAUCUACCACCAAGUGCGCAAAUACCUGCUGCGCCUGAAGCAGGAGCACGUCAAGUUCUGGCGCCCGCAGAUUCUACUUCUAGUGACCAACAUUGACGACCAAUUCAAGAUGGUGUCCUUUUGCAACUCCCUGAAGAAGGGAGCUUUGUUCAUGCUCGGCCACGUGGUCGUGACGGAUGAUUUCUCUGCGGCGGUGCCCGAAGCGCGUCGACUGCAAACAUCGUGGACCAGAUUUGUCGAGAAUUUGAAAGUCAAGGCUUUUGUCAAUAUCGCUGUGGCUCCGACCGCCGAGUGGGGGGUCCGGAACAUGGUUUUGAAUUCGGGCCUGGGAGGCAUGCGACCCAACAUUGUGGUCAUCGAUCAGUACCGCCAAGGCCAGUCAUUGGGACAAGAUCUCCAGCUCUCGGGUCGUCGAAGAGAGUCGUCUGUAGGCAGAAGGAGCUGGCGGGAUUGCACCCCGGAGACCCCUGGGCACGACGCACCUGAACCUCAGAUAAACUGCCAAAGCUACGUGACGAUUCUGGAAGAUCUCCUGUUCAAGUUACGUAUCAACGUCGCCGUGGCCAAGGGAUUCGAAGACCUCGAGCUACCCGGUCCAAAAGGACAGCACAUGAAGAAAUACAUCGAUCUGUGGCCUAUUCAAAUGUCUGCGGACCUGGGGGCCGACCACGAAAGCAAAAAGAAUGUCUUGACUACGAAUUUCGACACAUACACUCUGAUCCUCCAGCUGGGCUGCAUCCUCAACACGGUGCCGUCCUGGAAGAAAAUGUACAAGCUGCGCGUGGCGGUCUUUGUCGAGUACGAGACAGACGUGGACGACGAGCGAGGACGAGUCGAGGCUCUCCUCGAAAAACUCCGGAUCGAGGCCGAGGUACUGGUGUUCUGGCUUGCAUGCGGCGAAAUCAUGGCAUACCGAGUGAUUGUCAAUGGUGAUCUCACCCCAGAGUCGGAUCGAAUGCGGGACCGGGUUCAUGGAGCCUUGAAAGACGAAGAUUGGUGGCAGGACCUCCUCGAGGCCCGCAAAGGCUCACCCGAGCGCUAUAGGCAACACCAACCGCGCUGGAGUGGACUGCUCUCUGACAGACCCCCUAGCUGGCAUGGCCCUUCCAGCCUGGAAAGCAAAAACAAAGCAGCUAGCCAGCUGCCCGAUGAGCUGAAGCGCAUCAUUCAUGGUGACCGGCGCCGACGUUCCAUAUCCAGUCACAAGGGACUCGGGAGCGUCAACCUGGGCAUGCAGACACAUCGUCUACUCGAUGCGUUCGUGGACUACGAUGAAAUCGACAGCAAUGGCAGCAGCGACAGCAGCGAGGAUAAUGAUUUUGAGCCCUACGUCAGCGACAGCGAGGAAGAAAGCGCCAAAGAUGCAGGAAGCACCCCACCCGAGCCUCUUCCGCAACCAAGCCCACCGGCACAACCAAGUCCCUCAAACGAACCGCGCGAAGAAGAGGCGUCUCCGCGAGCAGACAUCCCAACAAUCAUCACCACCGGCGAAGACGCCUCCCCCAAAAGUCCACCCGUCUCUCCACACUCCCGGCCCAAAAUCCACCGCUCACCCUCCUCCACCAACCGCUUCAGCUCGUCGCCAAUCCCAGAAGCCCACGUGAACACGGAAUCCGAAGAAAACGCCGGUCCAUCAAUCAUGUUCGCCGCCAGCUCCUCGCCACCUCGGCCCUCAACCCGCAAACGGGCCGACUCGAUCUACGCGCGGCGGUCCUCAUCCAGCCCAUCCACAGCAUCAGCAUCCGCAUCCGCAUCGGGCUACCCCCGCCAAGCAUCGAUACCCCUCUCCUUCAAUGACCUCCCCAGCCGAGCACAGCAUCUGAUCCUCAACGAGCUGAUGGCGACGCACAGCGCCGACACGGCCGUCAUUUUCACAACGCUUCCGUCGCCGCUGGAGGGCACUGCCAGCAGUGAGUCAGCGAGUGCGUCGUAUCUGAGUGAUUUGGACGUGCUUUGGCAGGACUUGCCGCCUUGUUUGUUGGUGCAUAGUAACAGCAUGACAGUGACGAUGAAUCUCUGAUGGGAUAUCUGAUGAUGUGAUGAUUUUGUUUAGAGAUGUGAUUUGCGAUUUGCUACUUACUUUUCGUUUACAUAUAUGUCGUGCUGGAUGCAGAUAUCGUAGAGGCAAGUAUAUACUUUUUGUGUUUCGGUGGUAUAUAUACUCGACGCCGUUUAGCGUUGAUGUUUGAUAUAGAAUUUUGAUUUAGUGUAA